Messenger RNA from Elaeis guineensis (African oil palm), 961 nucleotides. Lineage: Eukaryota; Viridiplantae; Streptophyta; Magnoliopsida; Arecales; Arecaceae. The record is from RefSeq and is a predicted model, not a curated record.
GUGUCCCUUGGACUGAAGAAGAGCAUCGGAUGUUCUUACUGGGUCUGCAGAAGUUGGGUAAAGGUGACUGGCGUGGGAUAGCUCGAAACUUUGUUGUGUCUCGGACUCCAACACAGGUGGCCAGCCAUGCCCAGAAAUACUUCAUACGACAGACAAAUGCAUCGAGAAGGAAGAGACGCUCGAGCUUGUUCGACAUGGUCCCUGAAAUGCCAACGGACCAGCUCCCAGUUCUUGAAGAACGGUUCAUGCACCAGUCUCCUCCUAAUGAACCUGAUAACACAAACCCGCGGCCAGCUUUAAAUCUCUGUCAAAAUCAAGAACCUGAGCUUGCUGAACCCUUAACAAAGAACAACCCCCCUCCGGAGCUUAAUGAAACCAUGCCAUACGGCGAUACCCUGAUGCCGGCAGUCCCAGCGUUCUACCCUGCAUUCAUUCCUGUGCCUUAUGCAUUCUGGCCUCCAGAUCUGACUGCACCUGCAAAACAAGUGAUGGGCGAGAUGCAUGAGAUCGUAAAGCCUACACCUGUUGUUCCCAAGGAGCCGGUCAACUUGGAUGACGUCGCGGGUAUGUCCAAACUCAGCAUCGGCGAGCAUGUUGCUGGCCGCAUGGAGCCAUCUGCUCUCUCUCUCAAACUGCUGGGAGCCUCUGGUUCAAGGCAGUCGGCCUUUCACCUGAAUCCAUCCGUCAGUGGGCCUGACCUUAGCCCGAGUAGCAGCAAUGCAAUCCAUGCAGUUUAGGCAGAAAUAGAUCAAUGGUGGACUCUAUUUGCAUUAUACAUAUUCUUUUUAUCUCAUGUUGCCGCUAAUUUAACUUGUCAUACGUUUAGGAUCCUCUUAUUCAUGUAACAAGCACCAGUCAUAUUUGUAGUUUCAUGUUCUUGUUUGUAGCUGGACAGAAAUUCGUAUCAAAUAAAUGACAUCCUUUGCUCAUAUCGGCAGGGGGUUGGAUGUUGUGAUGUAAA